This is a messenger RNA of Penicillium cataractarum, 291 nucleotides long. RefSeq lists its product as uncharacterized. The coding region runs from base 1 to 291 and encodes 96 amino acids. The transcript has a single exon. NCBI's taxonomy places the organism in Eukaryota, Fungi, Ascomycota, Eurotiomycetes, Eurotiales, Aspergillaceae. The record is from RefSeq and is a predicted model, not a curated record.
AUGUGUCGUCAAUACUACACCCUCUACGAAUGGUGCCAUUGCGAGGAAGACGCCGGCCACAGCGUCUGCUCGGGUCACCGUCGCAAUAGCUGUCCCGGCGUUAGCAUUGAAACCGUCCACAUGCACUGCUUCUGCAAUUCCCAUGCUACACGGGGGUUCAAGACUGAGAAGGAGACUAAGAAGGAGGAGAAGAAGAUUCGACGCCGGUCUCAAGAUUCUUUUGAGGAGAAGGCUUCGCUAGGUCGGCGGUGGUACCAAUGGUAUCAAUGGAGAGGUUUGCGAUCGCGGUGA